Carassius auratus (goldfish) is the source of this 3192-nucleotide messenger RNA. RefSeq names its product lisH domain-containing protein ARMC9-like. Gene Ontology annotation, biological process: cilium assembly. Gene Ontology annotation, cellular component: centriole; ciliary basal body; ciliary tip. The record is from RefSeq and is a predicted model, not a curated record. NCBI's taxonomy places the organism in Eukaryota, Metazoa, Chordata, Actinopteri, Cypriniformes, Cyprinidae. Gene Ontology annotation, molecular function: protein binding. The transcript has 26 exons. Bases 186 to 2642 code for a protein of 818 amino acids.
GAGAAAGCGUCUUCCUCAUGGUUACCGACCGUCGCAGUUAGCCAAACAGCUCGUGUUAUCGUCUGUAAUAGCGUGCAUAUCUCUACAGGUUUGACAGAAAACACAUCAAACAUGUUCAGCGACGGCUGUACGUCAAAUAUUGUUAGUGAGUUUGUUUAUCAGUGAGCUCCAGAAAGUCUGUAAAGAUGGGUGAGGAUCUUGCAAGUGAAAGUGAUCUGCUGUCAGUGAUCAACGAGUAUCUGAGGUUCGCUGAGUUUGAAGAGACUGCGAGAGUGUUUGAAAAGGAGCUCAAGGGCAAAGGCAAACCUGCCCUCAGAAGUGCAGGACACUCCCGGAGAGACUCCAAAACCAUCAGCACUCACGAUGAUCUGCUCAGCUCUUUUAAUGAUGGCGACUAUAAGGUAUUCUCUGAGCUGUGGGCUAAAAAUAUUCCUGCGGAGAUUCGGGAUUUUGAUCCAGUAGCUCAGAAACUGGAAUUCUACUUACAAAUUCAUUUUACAAUAUACCCACUGAAAUCCCCUGUAGGAAGACAAGAUAAAGGAGAGUUUGACGGCAGGAUCACACAUUUCAGGCACUAUCUGGAGACCAGAGGGGCGGCACUGAGCCAGACCACUGAAUUCCUGCCGUUCUACGCCCUGCCGUUUGUGCCCAAUCCCACCGUACACCCGUCCUUCCAGGAGCUUUUCCAGGAUUCCUGGAUGCCGGAGUUGAGAGAAAGGCUGGAGAAGUUUCUCUCAGUGACUCUGAAAGCUUCAAACACACCGAGGCUUCUGACUUUAUAUAACGAAGGUGGAAAGGGCAACAAAGAAGCAAUUCAGCAAAUGCAGCUCCAUUUGACCGAGGCAGAAAGGAGGUUGGCCAUCUGCAUGAGGAGAUUCGCUGAGCUGCAGGCCGACCAUCACAGCCUCAUCGGCGUCACGGCAGAGCUGGUGGAUUCGCUGGAGGCCACAGUCCGUGGAAAGAUGAUCUCCCCGGAGUACCUGCAGGGUGUGUGCAUGCGGCUCUUCAGCGGUCACAUGAGACAGAGUGCUGCUGAGAGCGUGGACUUCACCAGACCUGGCACUGGAUAUCACUCUAUGAGUCCUUGCGAUGAUCGAUAUGCUUCCUCAAUGCUGCGGGCAUCGGUCACACCUCAGAGGCCCAAAGACGUGCCAUUGUUGCCUUCCCUUGACUACGAGAAGCUGAAGAAAGACCUAGUGAAUGGAUCAGAUCGACUGAAGGCUUUGCUGCUUCAAGCUUUGCGCUGGAGGUUAACCAGAUCUCUGCAAGGUGAGCAAAGAGACAUGGUUUUGCAAGCCUUCAUCAGCAAUGAUCUUCUGGAGCGCUACAGUCCCAAACAGAAAACUGUUCUUCAUCUGAUGAAAUCCAGAAAUGGGAUUGUCAGACAGUAUAUGGCUCGACUGAUCAAUGCCUUUGCCUCUUUGUGUGGUGGACGUAUGUACCUGUCUCAGAUACCUUCUUUACUGAGGUUUCUGCUCGACUGUCUGAAGACUGAAGACAAAGAGUCUGUAACUCGAGAAAAUGUCCUUGGAGCACUGCAAAAACUCAGCCUCAGGCGAGCACAACAGUCUGCCAUGAUCAGAGACGGUCUGAUUGUCUGGUUGGUAAAAGAGCUCCAUGACUCCGACUGUCUGUCUGACUACACGCUUGAAUAUGCCAUCUCCCUCCUCAUGAACCUCUGUCUGCGCACUCAAGGAAAGAAGAAAUGCGCAGAGGAGGCCAAGCAUGUCCUAAAAGUCCUGACGGAGCUCCUGGGACAUGAGAACCAUGAGAUUCGGUACUAUGUGAACGGAGCUUUAUACAGCAUCCUGUCCGUGCCAGAGAUACGAGAGGAAGCUAAACAGAUGAGUAUGGAGGAGAUCUUACGCUGUUACAGUAAAGAAGAAAAUACUGAACUCAACAGACAAAUUGAAUUCAUCAUCAGGCAGCUUAACUCAGCGGACCUCCCUGAACAUGAACCUGAGUCAGAUGAUGAAGAGGAGGAUGACGACGACGACGAUGAUGAGGAAGAUGUGAUGGAGGCAGACCUAGAUAAAGAGGAAGUCCUGCAGCCUGAGCCGAAAGAGCUCAGCGGAGAAUCUUUGCUGACAGCAGAGUAUCUCGGGAUAAUGACCAACACGGUGAAGAUGAAGAGAAGAUGGUAUCCUCCAUCAACACGCAGCACAGACGAGCCACUCCAGAGGCCCGUUACGCCCAGUUCACACAAAAACACCAUAGCUGGAGGUGAUGGAGUCUACGCUGUUACCCGACAGAGAAGGGAAGAUAGCCCCGCCCACUCUCUAUUUAGUUCCCGCCCCAGCACUGCUGAAUCCAUUCACCAAACCCUGGCCUCAGAUUCAGAAUGCUGGCGUUCCUCUGUGGAAUCGGGACUCACGGGGUCCCCGGAAAGACCUGUACCUCUGCCAGGCCAGAACGACACCAGUGGCCACUCGUACAGUGGCCAAAACGUAGGCUUUGAAAACCAUGCAAAUAUUCCUUGCACCCCUGACAGUGACGCAGGCAGGACCGGCAGGCCUCGUCUUCCCCCCCUGGCCCCCCAGUUCUCCAACAGUGAGCCCCAGCAGAGCGGCAGCAGGCCCGGUUCUUCAGGGGGCUCCGGCGGGCGGCCCAGCCAACACAGCAGCCAAUCACAUAGAAAGUGAAAAAAGAGGAUCUUUCAGCUGGAGAAUCCUAUCGCCAGAGGAGCAUCCUACUUCCUGUAACAUCAUCCAAGUCUCUUAUCACAGUCAGGCCAACAGAGAUGCCCGAGGGCCUGUGGAACAAAGCUGAGGAUUGUGGUUUCGGAGGGCCUUUCAGCCCCUGCCACAGAGUGCCUCUGUAACACAACACACACAAGCAAUAAUCACAACAAGUACUUUCAUUGUCCCACAACCUCCCAAACACCUGGCGCUCCGCUCCUGCUUUGUUACUCUUGAACCUCGACCACCCUCGCUCAGCUGAAGCAGAGAGAUUUCAAAUCAUACAAGAAUUAAGUUGUUUUCGGUAUUGCUCUUGUGAUUUGAUGCCGUUUUAUUGUUGUCGCCAUUUUUUGUGUACGUUUUAGUAAUAAAACUUCAUAUUGACCUGUAGUGCUGUGUGAAAUAGGCCUGAUGGAAGAAACUAAUGCUGGUAACUUUGAAUAUUCAGAUUAAUGUUUACACCUGUAGGUUGCAAUUGUAGGUUUGAUUUGUGCAAUGAAGUGUUUUAAAGUCA